AAUCGGAAAAUCAAAUCCACACCGGCAAACUUAAGAAGAUAUAAUUGCAAAGAUCCGCCCACACGGAUGAAUAAUCAAGGACGCGAGAAUAAAGUGGAAGAUUCGUGUUCAAUAAACCAAGGAUUAUCGGGAGGUGCUGCUAGCAACGUCAAUCCUUCGAUGGAUAAAGAGAACAUGUUGGAGGCCAUCAUCUUAGAGGCGGUACAGAUAGCCGAACGUUUUCGGGUUGAGGAGCGAAGUAUUACACGUUAUGUGGAGAUGCUCCUGGAAGAGGUAAUAGAUGGGUCGAGGAAGAUGCUGGAUAUCUGGAGAGAGAAAGGACCGGAAGAGAGGAGCAGGCUAAAUUAUAUGCUAGCUGACUUUGCUGAGGCAGCUCAAUAUUUAGCAGAGCAUAUAAUAUAUGGUAGUGAAUACGCUUUUCAUCAUGAUGAGUAUCCUUCCUCAGUCAUCAUGAAUAGAAUACAAAGUGGCAAGGAGGAGUUUGAAGUUUGUAACGACAUGCACGGCGUUGGAGAAGAAGAUGGUGUGGUGGUGGGCUUGGAGAAAGACGUGCAACAGCUUAUCGGCAGAGCAAUUCUUAACGAGGAUCCGGACCUCUUGAUUUCGUGUAUCAAAGGCAUGGUUGGUGUGGGGAAGACGACUCUUGCCAGACAAGUGUACAAUCAUCCGGUUGUCGUUGAAAAAUUCAAGUACCGCCGUGCAUGGAUAACCUUUUCUGGUUACACAAGCGUACGUCUGGUGCUUGUGGAACUCGCAAAGCAGCUGUUGGUGGAAUUUGAUGGGGUUUCGUUGUUGCUCGAGGAAAUGGACAACCAAAGUAUUCGACGGAUGCUUUGCCAUAACAUGGAAGGAAUGCCAUGUUUCAUAGUUCUCGACAACAUGCCAAGAGAGAUGCUUCUGAAAUUCAUCUAUAUUGAUAUUCUGCUAAAAGGUGAUGGAAGUAGAAUGUUGAUCACCUGUCACUAUAAGCUUUCAGGAGACAUCUUUUAUACUCAUGAAAUGAAAGCGUUGGAUUCUGAUAAGAGCUGGCAAUUGUUUUUGAAAACAAUUGAUACACUUACAAAUGAUGAGAGCAAAUUCUCAAAGGAGUUGGAGAGGAAGGCGAAAGAGAUGUUGAAAAAAUGUGGGGGUUUGCCGCUAGCUAUAAUAGAUGUGGGAAGGCAGAAAGCAAAGCAAAGACUUGCAGGGAUUGAAUGGGAAGAGAUUUUUGAUUCAAUUGAUUUGAGUGAGACAUUGAAGUUAUUGGAACCGAUGUAUCAUGAUUUGGAUGAAUAGUUGAAGCCAUGUUUCUUGCAUUUGUCCUUUUUUAAGGAAAAUGCAUUGAUGAGGGAAGAAAAGUUGGGUCAUAUUUGGAAUACAACUGGAACACGUAUGCGAUAUUUUACAUUCGAAAGAGAAUUAGUAGUAAGAGUACAAUAUUAUAUACGAGGUUUAGUCGAUGAAUCCAUUAUUGAAGUUGUGCACGAUUUCCGAUUCGAAGAUGAAGUAAAAGUAUGUCGCACCAAUCCUUUACUACACAUGUUAUCCAUCAAAAUAGCAGAGGAGGAAUUGGGGUUGGAGAUAAUAAGGAAUGAUGGAAAUGACCGACCCUCUCAGAGCCCUCGUCAUCGUAUUAUCCAUUGUGGCAGAGACAAGUUUAAUCACUCAACGAAUCAAGACAAAAAUAUUGUUUCUCUCAUCUUCCAUGGAGGUGGGGACUUCUUGGACAAUGUUAGCUCGUCUUAUUGGAAGAGUUUUGAAAUACUCAGUCUACUUGACAUGGAAGAUUUUGGAGUGAAAACUUUAUCAGAAACUAUUAGCACAUUGAUGGAGUUAAGGUAUUUGGGAUUGAGAAACAAUUAUAUACAAGAGAUCCCACACUCGUUCGGGGGCUUGAAAAAGCUUGAGGUUUUCGAUAUUGCUCUAAACUUUUUGGUGGAGGUGCCGGAUAUCAUCAAGGAAAUGGUUAGCCUUAAUCAUCUUUACAUGUCUGAUGUGAUUUGCCCAAACCCUUUGAAAGUGGAUUUUUCACAGAAUCUUGAAACCCUAACCUACAUCUCGAUUAAUGAUUGGACGUAUGAGGUCAUAAGGUUGAAGUGGAUGAGUCGUCUCCGUAAAUUGGGCAUUGAAGAAAUUGAUGAAAACUCGGUUGUAAGCAAUCUCUUUCCAUCACUUUCUAAGUUGGAGAACUUUAGGCAUCUUACCUUGAGGGGGUUUCGUUUCAGAAGCAUGGCAUAUUUGGACGAGAUUGGUGUUCUAGAUAAUCUCUAUAAACUCCGACUGGAUGGACGCCUAGCUAGACUACCAAGGGCCCUCAAAUCUCUUAAAAAACUUUUGUACUUGGUUUUGGUAAAUACUUGUCUUGACGAAGACCCCAUGCAAUUAUUAAAGAAAUUGCGCUAUCUAAGAGGUCUCAAACUGCAGAAUGCAUACACUGGUUCACGAAUGGUGAUCGAGGAGGACAAACUUCAAUAUCUCGAGAUCCUGCGCAUCAAUGAGUUGUGGAAUAUGUCAUGUUUUACGGUUGGAAAAAGAGGAAUAUGCCGUCUAGAAGAACUAGAAAUCAAGAAUUGUCCACGCCUCGAGACCCUCCCAGAACAGAUUGGGUCGAUAUUUAAAAUGAGGAAGUUAAAGAUGGUAACAACUAAACGCAUUGCAACAAAGAUCAGAAAUUCGAGCUUCAUCUCCAAUACUACUAUAAUGGAAGUGGAUAUCAGUCCAUAAUGUUAGAUUCUCAAGUCCCAACUGCAUGUAUCUUCCAAGAAGCUCGAAAGACCUUCGGCCAACGCGUUCACGACCCUGUCAUUGGAGCAG
Molecule: messenger RNA, 2793 nt
Organism: Salvia hispanica
Lineage: Eukaryota; Viridiplantae; Streptophyta; Magnoliopsida; Lamiales; Lamiaceae
Source: RefSeq, a predicted model, not a curated record